Peromyscus leucopus (white-footed mouse) is the source of this 1513-nucleotide messenger RNA. RefSeq names its product PRA1 domain family member 2 (gene Praf2). The record is from RefSeq and is a predicted model, not a curated record. NCBI's taxonomy places the organism in Eukaryota, Metazoa, Chordata, Mammalia, Rodentia, Cricetidae. The transcript is spliced from 3 exons. The coding region runs from base 311 to 847 and encodes 178 amino acids. Gene Ontology annotation, cellular component: membrane.
UCUGUUCAGCGUUGAGUCAACGCACAGCUUGCACAGUCCCGGCGUCACAGUCUGGCGUGGUGCCCUGCCCAGGGGUGAAGAGAAGUUCCAGUUUUGAGCUUCUUACCGCGUGGCGAAGCUUGCUUUCCCGGCAGUCUCUGCUACCAUAGUUGGUGGUUUGUGGUGACGUUCAGGCUUGCAGCUGCGCAGUACGCCUACGUUGAUAGACGUCGCCCCCUAGACUCUAUUUCCCAAUGUGCCUCGCGGUGCCGUGAGGGGUUGCGGGUGUUGUAGUCUCGCCGCCCUUCGGGCUGGUCCAGCAACCCGCAGGAUGUCGGAGGUGCGGCUGCCACCGCUGCGCGCCCUAGACGACUUUGUCUUGGGGUCUGCGCGUCUGGCGGCUCCUGAUCUAGGCGAUCCACAGCGAUGGUGUCACCGCGUCAUCAAUAAUCUCCUCUACUACCAAACCAAUUACCUUCUCUGCUUCGGCACCAGUCUCGCUCUGGCCGGGUACAUUCGUCCACUGCACACCCUCUUGAGUGCCCUGGUAGUGGUGGUGGUUCUCGGGGUGCUGGUGUGGGCUGCUGAAACCCGCGCGCCUGUGCGCCGCUGUCGCCGCAGCCACCCGGCUGCCUGCCUGGCUGCAGUGCUUGCCGUUAGCCUCCUCAUUCUCUGGGCCGUGGGCGGCGCCUUCACCUUCCUGCUCGGCAUCACGGCUCCGGUGCUUUUGAUCCUGCUGCAUGCUUCACUGCGCCUGAGAAACCUUAAGAACAAGAUUGAGAACAAGAUCGAGAGCAUUGGUCUAAAGCGGACGCCAAUGGGGCUGCUCCUAGAGGCCCUGGGACAAGAGCAGGAAGCUGGAUCCUAGGACCCGGGAUCUAGACAACCCCCACCCCAUACCCAAGAUGGAGCCUUUUCUCAGCCAUUAAAAUACGAUCCUAGAGCCCUCUGGCCUGUCGACAAAAUAAGACACCUGUGAGUGCUUACUCCAACCCCAAACUAGUCAUCUCUUACUCUCCAGCCCCUAUGACCUAGUGACCAAAGUCUUCCUCAGUGCUGAAUUUGAGACUCAGUCACCUACAUCCGCCUUGAAACUGGGCUUUUAAGCCAGAGUAUCCAUGGCCAAUCUCAAAACAGGACCAAGAGCUACUCCCCUAACCCAAAUCUGGAACUCACUGGUCCUCCAUACUUCAAAUCUAGGGCCUGGAGCAGGACAUUCUCAAAUCUUGAGCUCUAAACUAACGACUUUUCAGACCCCAUCCAGCUUGGAACCCAGGUUAAGACAUGGCCAAAUCUUGAGCUUAAAUCCCAAGUGUCCUCAGCCCUGACCCCAAUGAACCCUUGAACCCAGAUGACCCUAACCCUCACCAGACCCAAUAGCCUCCCUCCAACUCUGUUUAGAAGUUUCCUCCCUCCCUACGUGUUCCUGGUAUUGAGGACCAAGGUGUGGGGCUGGCGAGCGAUAGCCCCACCUGGGAAUGGAGCACAUGUAUUAGUGCUUCUGCGACAAUAAAGCCGUUGACUCUCAAGCUAA